CCAAAAACCCCUAAAGGACAUUGACACUGCGCAACAGAGUUUCUUCUCUACACUAAAGCUUCUUCCUCUUCGGAGAGAACAUCACACCCACCACAACGUAAUAAUGGUUCGGAGCAUCAAAAACCGUAAGAAAGCCAAGAGAAAAAGCAAGGUUUCGAGGAAUGGUGUUGCAGCUUCUUCUUCUUCGAUGCCCUCAGUGCCAGCAAAGGUCUGGCGACCGGGUGUGGACAAAUUGGAAGAAGGAGAAGAGCUUCAAUGUGACCCUACUGCGUACAACUCUCUCCAUGCCUUCAAUAUUUCUUGGCCCUCUUUGAGCUUUGAUAUUGUUCGUGACACAUUAGGCUUGGUGAGGACAGAGUUUCCACACACUAUUUACUUUGUCGCGGGGACUCAGGCAGAGAAAGCUUCCUGGAAUUCCAUUGGAAUUUAUAAGAUAUCUAAUAUUUCUGGAAAGAGACGUGAACUAUUGCCCAGUAAACCAGUGACAGAUGACACUGACAUGGACUCCGAUAGCAGUGACAGUGAUGAGGAUGACGAAGGUGAGGAAAAUGGUGGAUAUAAGUUACCAGUAUGGCAGCUGCGCAAGGUAGCUCAUGAAGGAUGUGUAAAUCGUAUACGUGCCAUGCAACAAAAUCCUCAUAUAUGUGCAUCUUGGGCUGAUGGUGGCCAUGUUCAGAUUUGGGACUUCAGCUCUCAUCUCAAUACUUUAGCAGGAUCAGAACCUACAGUUAGCCCGGGAGAUUCUUCAGUUUUUAAUCAGGCUCCAUUAUUUUUGUUCAAGCAUAAGGAUGAAGGUUAUGCUUUAGACUGGAGUCCACUUGUUCCUGGAAGGCUUUUGUCUGGGGACUGUAAAAAUUUUAUUCAUUUGUGGGAGCCUUCAUCUGCCACUUCGUGGAAUGUUGAUACUGCUCCAUUUGUUGGACAUUCUGCAAGUGUCGAAGAUCUGCAGUGGAGUCCUACAGAACCUCAUGUAUUUUCCUCCUGUUCUGCGGAUGGGAAUAUCGCAAUAUGGGAUGUUCGUUCAGGGAAGUCUCCUGCAGCCUCUUUUAAGGCACACAAUGCUGAUGUGAAUGUUAUUUCAUGGAACAGACUUGCAAGCUGUAUGUUGGCAUCUGGAAGUGAUGAUGGAACAUUUUCUAUUCACGAUCUCCGAUUACUCAAGGAAGGAGAUUCUGUAGUAGCGCAUUUUGAAUACCACAAACAACCCAUCACGUCGAUAGAGUGGAGUCCACAUGAAGCCUCAACACUGGCAGUGUCAUCAGCCGACAACCAGUUGACAAUAUGGGACCUCUCUUUGGAAAAGGAUGAAGAAGAAGAAGCAGAGUUCAAAGCCAAAACCCAAGAACAAGUAAAUGCACCCGAAGAUUUACCUCCCCAACUUCUAUUUGUUCAUCAGGGGCAAAAUGACUUGAAAGAAUUACACUGGCAUGCUCAAAUUCCAGGGAUGAUUGUUUCUACUGCUGCUGAUGGUUUUAACAUUCUUAUGCCUUCAAACAUUCAAACUACCCUUCCUUCUGAUGCUGCUGCUUGAAAGUUAAAGAUAAAAUCUCCAUUACUUUCUCUACUACUAGAGCUUGGUUGUGAGGUUUACUGUUUUUGUUUUCCCUAAAAUUUUGUCCCUUCCAUUAUAGGAAUGACAACUGAUUUUUUAAGUAAUUAUUAUGUGUAUUAUAUUUUUGGUUAAAGAUUAA
Messenger RNA from Cucumis melo (muskmelon), 1691 nucleotides. Its product is annotated as protein HEAT STRESS TOLERANT DWD 1. Gene Ontology annotation, molecular function: protein binding. The record is from RefSeq and is a predicted model, not a curated record. Lineage: Eukaryota; Viridiplantae; Streptophyta; Magnoliopsida; Cucurbitales; Cucurbitaceae. The transcript has 12 exons. The coding region runs from base 104 to 1531 and encodes 475 amino acids.